Messenger RNA from Emiliania huxleyi CCMP1516, 2667 nucleotides. RefSeq lists its product as hypothetical. NCBI's taxonomy places the organism in Eukaryota, Haptophyta, Isochrysidales, Noelaerhabdaceae. The record is from RefSeq and is a predicted model, not a curated record. The coding region runs from base 1 to 2667 and encodes 888 amino acids. Gene Ontology annotation, biological process: G protein-coupled glutamate receptor signaling pathway; regulation of synaptic transmission, glutamatergic. The transcript is spliced from 7 exons. Gene Ontology annotation, cellular component: membrane. Gene Ontology annotation, molecular function: adenylate cyclase inhibiting G protein-coupled glutamate receptor activity.
AUGCCGACGCGGCUGCUGGUGCUCCUUUCCUCCGCCGCGGUCUCCUGGGCCCAGCAGGAGUUCCCAAACUGCACGCUGCCGGGCGCCGGCGCGAGCAACGAAACAAACGCUUCCGAAGUGAAUGUGCUCUUUCUCUCUGCGCAGUCCACCUUGUUGUUUGAUAGCUACGACACCUGCAACGCAUCAGGCCACGUCUGGAACAACAGCAAGUGCUGGGAAACGCCUGACUAUAUGCUGUAUCCGGUCUUCGCCUACCUCGUUGCUCGCGACUUCAACGCACGGGACGGCAAAUGCGUGCCCGCGUUUGCAACGCUCGGCGAAUGCGACAAGCGGAUCAUUGUCACGCUGGCAGACUCGAGGGAUGUGGGCGCAAGCGUCGUUGACACCGUCCUCGACUCGCUGGCCUGGCAGCAGCUGGCGGUGCGAUACGGCGGCGACCAGCCUUCUCCUCUAGGGCCGACUUGGGAGGAUCUGGCAUUCCUGCUGGCCGGCGGUACGAUUACGUCACUCCACGGCGUGGUCGGCCCCGGUCGUUCGAGCCAGUCGACGGAGAUCGCGCCGCUGACGGGUGCCCUCGACAUCCUGCAGCUGUCCUACCAGUCGGCCUCGCCCGCGCUGGACAAUAAACGCGACUACCCUCGCUUUGGCCGAACCAUCACCUCGGACGCGGCGAUCGGGGCGGCGGUGGUGGAGCUGUGGGUGAAGCUCGGCCUGACGUACGGGGCAGUGGUGCACGUUAGCGGCGACAAGGGGGUCGGCUACGCCGAAGCCGUCCUCGUGGCCGCGGAGGAGCACAACCUGAAGAACACCACUAAAGCCCAGCUGAUUUCGCGCGCGGUGAGUAGCCUCAAGCAGUGGGAGCCGACCAACAACACGGGCUGCGCAAAGGGGGAGGGCCGCUACCCCGACAGGAUGGACUACGGCUGCUCCGUCAACAACAUUCUGUUUGUCGGCUUCGACCAGCAGGUGGAGGCCUUCUACGAGAAGGCUGUUGAGCAAGGCGUGCUUGUGGAGACCGUGCCUGCGCUCGUGCUUCUCAGCGACGGCGUCAGUACCAUCGACCUCGAGCGGCUGACAGGCAUAGCCCGCAGAGCCGCCAACGGCGCUGCCCGCAUCCUCGCCGUCGGCGGGCAGAACAGCAACCCUCUCUGGCGAAAUUUCACGAGCGGUUGGUCGGUCCGAGCGAAGUAUCGCGACGCCAUCAACGAGCUGCUGCCGUCGGAGUGGCAGCUGCCGGCCGAUUUCUUCAACGACGACGCGCUGAUGUCUUCGAGCGAGGCCCGCGACGCUGCCGCCUACGCCUACGCUACGACGCGAUCGCUGCGGCCCCUGCCGACCGACUUCGGAACCUUGGGGUGGCAGAACAUGACCAACGUGACGGACGGCCUGAGGUUCCACGGCACCACGGGCACUAUCGAGUUCAACCGGUUCGGUAGCCGCGACAAGAGUACCGCCAACUUUGAGGUGCAGAACGAGCUGCUGGUCGGCGGCAAGUUCGAGCGGGAGUCGCUGGCACGGUACGACUUCGCCGCUGACCGCUUCGACUGGUACGACGGGAAAGACUGGGUCGUGGUGCCGGAAUGGAGUGAGUGGUACGAUGCCAACGGCCACAACCUAGUCUACUCCUUCGGCCAGCCAGGCCCCGUGAAGAACCCGCAGCCGCUGGGGCCGCCCGAGCCCAACGAGGCGGACGCUACUUGGUGGAUCUGGGCGGCCGCUGGUGCCGCCGGCGCCAGCCUCAUCGUUCUGAUACCGCUUGGUUUGCGGCUCUACCGUCGGGUGCGCAGGCUCUUUGCGGAUGCCAAGCACACCCGACUGGUGCAGAGCCAGCUGGCUGAGGCCAACCAAGCGCUUAAAGACGCCGCCCUCGAGAUGCAGGGCGCCCAGUGCACCUUCGUCUUUCUCGAUGCCGAGGUGAUCCGAUCCGGUCGCUACGAGGCAGCCGGUUACGCCACCCUGCCGCGGCUGCAGGAGCUAGAGGCGAAGCAUCCGGAGUGGAUGCAGAAGCAGCUGCUGCAGCGCCACUUGGCCUAUGGCCGGCACGCCUACCGCGAAGAGAUCCUGGCCGUCAGCCAUCGUUGGGAGCAGCCCGACGCGCCCGACGCGAGUGGGGUCCAGCUCCAAGCCAUCCGUGAGCACCUUCAGGACUGCCCCUCGAUCAAGCUCGUUUGGUAUGAUUUCUGGUGCAUGCCGCAGGGUGGAGAACGCACCCCCACCGAGAAAGUCGACUUCAAGAGGAUGCUGCAGAACAUAAACAUCCUCUACCUCGGCUGCUCCGUCCUCAUCCUGCAGGAGCUGUCCUACCUCUCGCGCUUCUGGACCCAGUUCGAGGCGUGGUGUUCCAUGCAGGAGGCGUCCGUCGAGGGCCUCCGCCCUGCUCCUGCGGCGCGGCGCCGCUGUACCGUGAUGCCCAUCCUCCAGGCCACGGAGGUGAUGGCGAGCGAGCUCAUCCGAAUGUGGGCAGGCGCUCUUUGGUGGCCCGGCGGCUUUGGCCGAAGCGUGGACGAGGCGAUCGAGACGCUCGCGAGCCCGGACGUCACCGUGACCAAUCAGUCGGACAAGGAGCUGCAGCUGUACAAGCUGCGAGAGCUUGACUCGCUGGUGCGGGAGGCCGUGGCUGAGUGCGAGGUGCCACCUCGCCUCGAGCGCCAGCUGGGAAGGGGUUAA